UCUGAGCUCUCUAAGUAAGCUUAAUUUGAGAAAAAUGAAAGUAAUUUCAACCAAGGAGUUGAUUUUAUUUGCUUUAGCUACAGUGGUCUUUCUAACAUCGAAUAGUAUGUGCCUAGAUGAACUGAUGAAGUCCAGUCUGCAGAGCAGAGAAGACGAUGAUGAUAAAUAUUACGAGAUUAAAGAUAAUAUCUUGGAAGAAAAGCAGAGGAGUCUCAAUUUUGAAGAAAUGAAAGACUGGGGAUCAAAAAAUAUCAUUAAAAUGAACCCUGCUACGGUAAACAAGAUGCCAAAUUCAGUUGCUAAUUUACCUCUUAGGUUUGGAAGAAAUUAUCCAGAAGAAAGAAGCAUUAAACCAAUUGCUAAUUUGCCCCUGAGAUUUGGGAGAGCUUUUGGAGAGAACAUAUCUAGGCGUGCUCCAAAGGUUUCACAUAGGCUUGGGAGAUCUCCACUUGUUAAAAGUUCCGGUCAAUCACUUCUAAAUUUGCCACAGAGGUUUGGGAAGUCACUGUCCGUCAGACUGCCUCAAGAUGCUCAGGAAUCUGAACCAGGGAUAUGAAUUCUAACAGUUAUGUUAAUACUGGAAUGAAAUCGUGAAGACAGAAACUGGGACACUUGGAAAAGCUGCAAUGUGUUUUCAAAACUAAAGAAAGAUCAUGAAAAGGAAACAUAUGAGAACUGAAAUGUAAACCUGUCUUCACGUUAUGAAUAAUGUAUUUAUUCUGUACAAACCCUUGAUGUAUAAGGCAAUGAUAAUUGUAGUGAUCAUUGUAGUAGUUUACUUCAGUGGCAGUGUAGUAUGAAUUCUAUUUACUUCUGUGCGACUUACGUCCUGUUGGUUGUAAAACCUAAUUUCAGAACAAUGGCUGUAUAAUUGAAAGCAUUUUAAGCAAAAAUAAAAGAAGCAUAGUAUGAAUACAGAAGCAUGGUACAAAUAAAAAGAAGCCUAUGAUGUGAAUAACAAACAGAAGCAGGAUCAAAACCACCAGUACUGUUUGUGUCAUAUGCAGAUAAAGAAAAACAAGU
Nipponia nippon (crested ibis) is the source of this 1023-nucleotide messenger RNA. RefSeq names its product neuropeptide VF precursor (gene NPVF). Gene Ontology annotation, biological process: neuropeptide signaling pathway; negative regulation of gonadotropin secretion. The record is from RefSeq and is a predicted model, not a curated record. Lineage: Eukaryota; Metazoa; Chordata; Aves; Pelecaniformes; Threskiornithidae. Gene Ontology annotation, molecular function: signaling receptor binding.